AUGGACAAAGGAAUCAAAAUAGCCAUUGACAGGGGAGGAACAUUCACUGAUGUAUACGCUUCUCUUCCAGGAAAAGAUGAGAUGGUUUUUAAAUUAUUGUCUGUGAACCCAGCUAAUUAUCCAGACGCGCCAACUGAAGGUAUUAGAAGGGUUUUAGAAGUUGCGAAUGGCUGCGAAAUUCCUAAAGGAGAAAAAUUGGAACUCACAUCGAUUGAGUCCAUAAAAAUGGGUACUACAGUUGCAACAAAUGCACUUUUGGAAAGGGAAGGUGCAAGAGUUGCAUUGCUAACUUCGAAAGAUUUCAGAGACGUUUUAGCUAUAGGUAAUCAGACAAGGCCAGAUAUUUUUAAUAUCAGUGCAAAGAAAUUAGAGCAAUUAUAUUCAACUGUGAUUGAAAUUAAUGAGCGUAUUACGUUAGAAAAUUAUACUGAAGGAGGAGGCCCCCAAGAGCCCAUCACCCUCGAAAACAACAAGGACCCUAACUUAGUUGCAGCUUCAACAGGAGACAUCAUUAGAAUCCUUGAGAGGCCAGAUUUAAAUAAAGUCCGGACUCAAUUGGAAGAAUUAAAAGAAAAUGGUUACUAUAACAUAGCGAUUUGCUUCUUACAUUCAUAUCUUUACCCGGAACAUGAAAUCCAAGUAGCACAGCUCGCUAGAGAAAUGGGGUUUCAGGUUUCAGUUUCUACUGAAUUGCAACCUCAGAUUGGAGUUAUCAAUAGGUGUAGCUCAACAGUAGCCGACGCAUAUCUUUCACCCAAAAUUCAAGAAUACCUUAAAGGCUUUGGAUCCGGAUUCAAGGGCGGCCUAGAGGCUAUGGGUCACAAGCUUUUGUUCAUGCAGAGUAAUGGCGCUCUCUGUCCGUGGUAUAAAUUUACUGGACUAAGGGCAGUUUUGUCGGGACCCGCUGGUGGGGUUGUAGGAUAUGCAAAAUCUUGCCACGAUAAAAGAGAAGGAAUCAAAAAGGCAACCUUGGGCUUUGAUAUGGGCGGUACAUCGACAGAUGUGUCUAGGUAUUCAGGAAGAUUUGAGCAUAUUUUUCAAAACGUUGUAAGUGAAACACACUUAAAUACUCCCCAACUAGAUAUUUCAACGGUAGCGGCGGGAGGAGGCUCGAUGUUGUUUUGGAAAAAUGGUAUGUUCGUUGUGGGACCUCAAUCAGCUGGCGCUGAUCCGGGGCCUGCAUGCUAUCGUAAAGGAGGGCCGUUGACCAUUACAGAUGCCAAUGUUUUUACAGGUAGGCUAUUGCCAGAAUUCUUCCCUAAAAUCUUCGGACCUAAUGAGGAUGAACCAUUGGAUGUCGGAAGAUCAAAAUUACUUUUCGAAAAAUUGGCUAAUCGAAUCAAUACGGAAAGCAGUGAGUUUAAAAUCACUCCAGAGGAAGUAGCAUGUGGGUUCUUGAAGGUAGCUAAUGAAGCAAUGAGCAGGCCCAUUAGAACUUUGACAGAAGGAAAGGGAUAUAAUACUUGCGAUCAUAACCUCGCUGUUUUUGGUGGGGCUGGAGGUCAACAUUGCUGUUCUAUCGCUAGAACUUUAAAUAUUGAAAAUGUUGUCGUUCACAAGUAUUCUUCAUUAUUGUCUGCAUAUGGAAUAUCUUUAGCAGAUGUUGUGGUAGAAAAACAGCAACCGGUUUCAUUGAUCUGGAAUGAAAAUAAUUUGGAAAAGAUAAAGUUAAAAGUUAAACAGUUGCAACAAGAGGUGCAAUCGGAGUAUGAAAAAGAAAAGACAGGAGAUAAUCCUACUACAAUUGAAUCGUAUCUCAAUAUCAAGUAUGUGGGUACUGAUACCUGUUUAAUGAUUUUGAAACCAACAGAUAGCUGGGAUUUUGAAUCUCUCUUUAUAAAAAAGCAUCAGCAGGAUUUUGGAUUCUCAUUAAAUAGAGGAAUCAUAGUUGAAGACGCUAGAGUUAGAUUAGUUAUACACAGCGACAAUGACGAUCAAAUCAACCCAUUCAAAGAGGCGAAUGUUAUAUCAGAAGUUAAAGUAUCUGCCCCAUUUAAGGAGCAUAAAGUCUACUUUGAAGCAGAUGGCUGGGUUACUUCUAAAAUAUACUUUUUACACUCUUUGCCUAAGGGCUCGAAAGUAGAAGGGCCUGCUACCAUAAUUGAUAACACUCAAACCAUCGUAAUUGAGCCUCGGUGCUUUGCAAGGGUUUUGAGUCAACAUGUGUUAGUUACUGUUUCUCAGUCCAAGAAAGUAGAUAUUUCAAGCGAUGUUGUUGACCCCAUUCAACUUUCAGUAUUUGGACAUAGAUUCAUGUCAAUCGCUGAGCAAAUGGGGACAACACUUCAAAUGACUGCUAUUUCAACUAACAUCAAGGAGAGAUUAGAUUAUUCAUGUGCAUUAUUCGAUUCAGAUGGAAAACUUCUAGCAAACGCUCCUCACAUUCCUGGGCACUUAGGAAGUAUGUUUAAAGCUGUGGAAGCACAGAAUAAACUCUGGAAAGGUAAGUUGAAAAAAGGCGAUGUAUUAUUUGCCAAUCAUCCUUCUACAGGUGGAACUCAUUUACCUGAUAUUACUGUUUUAACUCCUGUGUUGGACGAGUCAAACAAUGUACUCUUUUGGACGGCUUCUAGGGGUCAUCAUGCUGAUAUUGGUGGAAUGACAGCUGGAUCAAUGCCUUCGGAUUCGAAAGAAAUUUGGCAAGAAGGUGCAGCAAUUGAGUCCGCAAAACUUUAUUCUGAGGGUGUAUUUCAAGAAGAAACUGUUGUUGACUACUUAUAUAACAAGCCAAGCCAGUUCGAGGGAUGUAGUGGCUCAAGAGCUCUAGAUGACAACAUAAGCGAUCUUCAAGCUCAUGCAUCUGCGAACUAUAGAGGAAUAAAAUUGUUAACUUCCCUUAUCGAAGAAUUCGGCAUUGAUGUUAUCAAAUUAUAUAUGAACGCAAUUCAGAAAUCUGCGGAGAUGGCUGUUAGAGAUCUUUUGAGAAUUGCAUAUGAUAGAUUUGGUGGACAACCGAUGAAAGCGGUUGAUUACUUAGAUGAUGGGACUGCUAUUGCCGUGACUAUAACCGUUAAUAGAGAGGAGGGAACUGCUGUCUUAGAUUUUUCAGAAUCUGGAGAGCAAUAUUAUGGAAACUUGAACUGUCCUAUUGCAGUACUAUAUGGUGCAAUUCUAUAUGUUUUAAGAUGUCUUAUCAAUGUCGAUAUUCCCCUUAAUAGUGGAUGCAUGGCACCUCUCGAUAUCAGGGUUAGAGAGGGCUCCUUGUUUCAAGCUUCUUUUGAAGCAGCCACUGUUGGAUCAAAUGUUGAAACUGCCCAAAGAAUCACCGAUGUGAUUUUCAAAGCUUUCCGUGCUGUUGCUGCAUCCCAAGGGACUUGUAAUAACUUCACGUUUGGCUCAUCUGAUAGUAAAUAUGGUGUUUUUGGAUAUUAUGAGACUAUUGCUGGUGGUGGUGGCGCAGGAGAAAACUUCAAUGGUCAGUCAGGUGUCCAAGUGCAUACAACAAAUACCAGAAUGACAGAUUCUGAAUCUUUCGAAAAGAAGUAUCCAUGCAUUAUUAGAAAGUAUGAAAUAAAUAGAGGAUCUGGAGGUGAAGGUUUGAACAAAGGAGGCGAUGGUGUCAUUAGAGAAAUUGAAUUUACAAUUCCGCUACAAGCCACUUGUCUUAUGGAAAGGCGUGUAUUUGCUCCUUAUGGAAUGGAUGGAGGAUAUCCAGGAAGAAGAGGAUACAAUUAUUGGUUAAGAAAGCAACCCGAUAACUCCUUCAGAAAAGUUGCUUUAGGUGGAAAGAAUAGCGUCUGGACGAAGCCAGGUGAUAGGAUUAGAAUCGAAACGCCAUCUGGAGGUGGUUGGGGUAAGCCUGCUGAUCAAGAAUCUGGGCUGGAAGUUUUAAAAAUAUGCGAGGCCAACUUCCCUUCAAUCAAUUCUAAAAGUAUGCCACCAAAAAUUUUGACAGGUAGUGUUGCCAUCAGAGAAAUUACCCAGGCAACUAACUAA
Priceomyces carsonii is the source of this 3936-nucleotide messenger RNA. RefSeq lists its product as uncharacterized. The coding region runs from base 1 to 3936 and encodes 1311 amino acids. The transcript has 2 exons. Lineage: Eukaryota; Fungi; Ascomycota; Pichiomycetes; Serinales; Debaryomycetaceae. Gene Ontology annotation, biological process: glutathione metabolic process. Gene Ontology annotation, cellular component: cytosol. The record is from RefSeq and is a predicted model, not a curated record. Gene Ontology annotation, molecular function: 5-oxoprolinase (ATP-hydrolyzing) activity.